AUGUCAGGGAAUUUGGCAGCGGACUCUCAGACGAUCACAAUGAACAGUGAAACAGACGACGAAGAUGACUGUGGAUUUCUUGGAUAUGGCUAUGAAGAUCUGACGUUUUUGGAAGCCUGUUUGGAGAACGACAUAGAUUGUAUUCAGUCCAUAGUGGAAGAAAAUCCCACCGAAGAUGAACUAAAUGAACGAGAUCGAUCAGGACGGACGGGUAUGAGCCACAUUUGUGCGAUAGGUUUAUUCCAAGCCAUAGAUAUUUUAUCUGAUGCUCCCGAGAUUGAUAUUAACAUACCAGAUAAAGAAGGAAAUAGCCCGCUUAUCUUCGCUGCACAAGCUGGUCACACUGAUGUGGUGCGACUAUUACUACAGGAGUAUAAAGGUAUCAGAAUUGAUCAGUGUAACAAAUUAGGAUUCACAGCUCUUAUGAAAGCUGCAAUACAAGGUCGUACCGAUUGCGCCCGACUGCUACUUUAUGCAGGUGCAGAUCCGAAGCUUCGAGACUACGGUAGAAAGUUAUGUGCAGAAGAGUGGGCACUUUAUUGUGGGCGAAAAGACUGUUCUGAGGCAAUCGCUAAAUUUUCCAAUACCAAAAGAUUUAUCCAGCGCAAUAAACUAUGUCAAGGAAACGAACGUUGCUCAAGUGUUCCCGAUUUAGCCUCGGAUGCGUUUUCGAACACAUCCCCUCAGCAAAGACAAUCGCAUAAAAGACAGUCAUUGCGGAAAAAAAUCAAAAAGAUGCUACCGUGUAAUAAUGAAACAAUGGGACUAAAUCUGGUGGUGGGGGAACCCAAUAAUCCAUUCGCAGUUAUAGCGCGCUGUGUAUCAAGUCCCGCUCUUCCUGGGGUUAUGUCCCCUGUAAAUUCCCCGCCAAGUUUAAGACGACCAGUCAGUGCAGACGACAUUCCACGUGUUGAAGUAACCAUACCUUACGAUGAAGAGGAAUUUCUGGCAAGACAACGAGAAUUAGGCAUACCAAAAGGACGGCGUCAUCGAAAAUGUGUUUUUGUGCACUGA
Molecule: messenger RNA, 1014 nt
Organism: Lottia gigantea (owl limpet)
Lineage: Eukaryota; Metazoa; Mollusca; Gastropoda; Lottiidae
Exons: 5
Coding region: 1-1014 (337 amino acids)
Molecular function (GO): protein binding
Source: RefSeq, a predicted model, not a curated record